This is a messenger RNA of Myripristis murdjan (pinecone soldierfish), 5435 nucleotides long. RefSeq names its product Ras protein specific guanine nucleotide releasing factor 1 (gene rasgrf1). Lineage: Eukaryota; Metazoa; Chordata; Actinopteri; Holocentriformes; Holocentridae. The transcript is spliced from 27 exons. The coding region runs from base 347 to 4117 and encodes 1256 amino acids. Gene Ontology annotation, molecular function: guanyl-nucleotide exchange factor activity. The record is from RefSeq and is a predicted model, not a curated record. Gene Ontology annotation, cellular component: plasma membrane. Gene Ontology annotation, biological process: Ras protein signal transduction.
UACUGGUUUCUGGAGAUUUCAUGUGAGAAAAGGACAACCCCGAACCCUUUCACUCUCAUCUUGCGUUGUUGAGGUUAUUUUUAGUCCUCCUGUUCUCUUUUUUGCGACCGGAUAAUGCGGACCUUCAAAGCCCUCGGAGUAUGGCAAAAGCUUUAGGAUGCUGGACUUGUGUUCUUCGUUUUGUUCCUGUCUUUUUACUUAAAUGCCAGCACGGUGAAUGCGUCGGACAGAGUGGACAAGCCUUCUGCUAGAGGUCCGCAUUCAGAAAGUCAACAUUUUUUUCGGGAGCGAGUUGAAAAGGAUGUAACGACCAUCUACCUUGACCAGCCGAAGUCUCUUCAUCAAAAUGCAGAAGGGAAUACGACUUAAUGAUGGUCAUGUCACCUACCUGGGGCUUUUGGCAAAAAAGGAUGGUACAAGACGAGGGUGCUUGAGCAAAAAGAGCUCAGAUAAUACAAAAUGGCACACAAAGUGGUUUGCUUUAUUACAGAAUAUGCUCUUUUAUUUUGAGAACGAGACCAGCUCUCGACCCUCGGGAUUAUACCUGUUGGAGGGAUGUAUAUGCGACAGGGCGCCUUCACCAAAACCCUCACUGUCAGCCAAGGAGUGUUUAGAAAAGCAGUAUUAUUUCACUGUCAGCUUCACCCACGAAAACCAAAAGGCACUUGAGUUACGCACUGAGGAUGUAAAGGACUGCGAUGAAUGGGUGGCUGCAAUAUCACAUGCCAGUUACAGAAACUUGGCCACGGAGCAUGAGACUCUCAUGCAGAAGUAUCUUCAUCUGCUUCAGAUUGUGGAGACAGAGAAAACAGUUGCUAAGCAACUUCGACAACAGAUAGAAGAUGGGGAAAUAGAGAUUGAAAGGCUUAAGUCAGAGAUUGCUGGGUUGCUCAAAGACAACGAGAAGAUCCACUCUAGCCCUACAGCUGCCCCAAGUGAGGACGACUCAGAGAUCAAGAAGAUCAAAAAAGUCCAGAGCUUCCUACGAGGCUGGAUCUGCAGAAGGAAGUGGAAGACCAUCAUCCAGGAUUACAUCCGCUCACCGCACGCAGAGAGCAUGAGGAAGAGGAACCAGGUGGUGUUCAGCAUGUUGGACUCGGAGGCCGAGUACGUCCAGCAGCUCCACAUCCUGGUGAACAACUUCUUGAGGCCGCUCCGCAUGGCAGCCAGCUCCAAGAAGCCUCCCAUCACCCACGACGAUGUCAGCAGCAUAUUCCUCAACAGUGAAACUAUCAUGUUUCUACAUCAGAUAUUUUACCAGGGUCUAAAAGCCAGAAUAGCAAGCUGGCCAACAUUAGUGUUGGCGGACCUGUUUGACAUCCUGCUGCCCAUGCUGAACAUCUACCAGGAGUUUGUGAGGAACCACCAGUACAGCCUGCAGAUCCUGGCCCACUGCAAGCAGAACCGGGACUUUGACAAGCUGCUGAAGCAGUAUGAGGCCAAGCCCGACUGUGAGGAGAGAACUCUGGAGACCUUCCUCACCUACCCCAUGUUCCAGAUUCCCCGCUACAUUCUUACGCUCCAUGAGCUGCUGGCCCACACACCUCAUGAACAUGUUGAGAGAAACAGUCUGGACUAUGCCAAAUCUAAGCUGGAGGAACUCUCCAGAAUUAUGCACGAUGAAGUGAGUGAAACAGAGAACAUCAGGAAGAACCUGGCAAUAGAGCGCAUGAUCGUAGAGGGUUGCGAGAUUCUCCUCGACACCAGCCAGACGUUUGUAAGACAAGGGUCUCUCAUUCAGGUGCCGAUGAGUGAGAAGGGCAAGAUCACUCGCGGGCGACUGGGCUCUCUGUCUCUCAAGAAGGAGGGGGAAAGGCAGUGCUUUCUCUUCUCCAAGCAUUUAAUCAUCUGCACCCGGGGUUCGGGGGGAAAGCUUCAUCUCACCAAGAAUGGAGUGGUCUCGCUUAUAGACUGCACUCUUAUGGAGGACCCUGAGGGGACAGAUGACGAGUCCAAAUCAGACAAGAGUGGCCAGGACAUGGAGCACCUGGACUUCAAGAUUGUGGUGGAGCCCAAAGACAGCCAGUCAUUCACAGUCAUCCUGGUGGCUUCCUCAAGGCAGGAGAAAUCUGCGUGGACCAGUGACAUUAGCCAGUGCAUAGACAACAUUCGCUGCAAUGGGCUGAUGAUGAACGCCUUCGAAGACAACUCUAAAGUCACAGUGCCUCAGAUGAUCAAGUCAGACUCCAGCCUGUACUGUGACGACGUGGACAUCCGCUUCAGCAAGAUGAUGAACUCCUGCAAGGUGCUGCAGAUCCGUUACGCCAGUGUGGAGCGCCUGUUGGAGAGGCUGACCGACCUCCGUUUCCUCUCCAUCGACUUCCUCAACACCUUUCUGCACUCCUACCGCGUGUUCACCAGCGCUGAUGUGGUGCUAGACAAACUCAUCACCAUCUACAAGAAGCCAAUCAGUGCCAUCCCUGCUCGGUCUCUGGAGUUAUUCUUUGCUAGCAGCCAGAACAGCAAGCUCCUGUACGGAGAGCCUCCCAGCUCCCCUCGAGCCAGUCGAAAGUUCUCCUCCCCUCCGCCCCUGGCUAUUGCCAAGAAUUCAUCCCCAAACCGCCGACGCAAGCUCUCCCUCAACAUCCCCAUCAUUACUGGGGGCAAGGCUCUUGACCUGGCUGCCCUCAGCUGCUCUUCAAAUGGCUAUGCAAGCAUGUACUCCUCCAUGUCCCCAUUCAGCAAGACCACCUUGGACAUCAACAAACUCUAUGUGUCCAGUCCGAUCGCAAACAAAAUCCCCGAUGAGGGAGAAGCCAAGACGGACAAGGUAGAGGAUGCCUCUGUGUGCAAACAAGAUCUCUCUGUACGGGAAGAAAGUGACAAUGAUCAAAAUCAGAGUGAUGAAGCAGACCCAGAAUCCUCUCCUACCAAGUCACCAACAACCCCCAAAAAUGUCAAGUGCAAAAACUCUUCAGAGUUCUCCCUGUUUUCCUACAACAACGGCAUGGUGAUGUCCUCAUGUCGAGAGCUGGACAACAACCGUAGCGCCCUAUCAGCUGCAUCUGCAUUUGCUAUUGCUACAGCCGGCGCCAAUGAGGGCACCCCAACCAAGGAAAAAUAUCGACGGAUGUCCCUCGCCAGCACAGGCUUCCCUACAGAUCAGAGGAAUGGAGACAAAGAGUUUGUCAUCAGAAGAGCCGCAACCAACAGAGUCUUGAAUGUGCUGAGGCACUGGGUGUCCAAACACUCUCCGGACUUUGAGAGCAACAACGAGCUGAAGACAAAGGUCAUUGCCUUCCUGGAAGAAGUGAUGCAUGACCCUGAGCUGCUGACCCAGGAGAGGAAGGCAGCUGCCAAUAUCAUCAGGACUCUAACUCAGGAAGAUCAUGGCGACAAUCAGAUCAGCCUUGAAGAAGUGACAAAAUUGGCGGAAGGAGUGAAGGCCGAGCCCUUUGAGAACCACUCCGCCUUGGAGAUUGCAGAGCAGCUCACCUUGCUGGACCACCUGGUGUUUAAAGUCAUCCCAUAUGAAGAAUUCUUCGGACAAGGCUGGAUGAAGAACGACAAAAACGAAAAAACACCAUAUAUCAUGAAAACAACAAAGCACUUCAAUGACAUAAGCAACCUUAUUGCCACAGAGAUCCUGCGCUGUGAGGAUGUGGUCACUCGGGUAGCGGUGAUAGAAAAAUGGGUGGCUGUAGCAGACAUCUGCCGCUGUCUCCAUAAUUACAACGCCGUGCUCGAGAUCACCUCCUCCCUCAACCGCAGCUCUGUCUUCCGCCUCAAGAAGACCUGGCUCAAGGUUUCCAAGCAGACAAAAGCGGUGAUUGACAAGCUACAGAAGUUGGUUUCAUCAGAAGGGAGGUUCAAAAACCUGAGGGAGGCUUUGAAGAACUGUGAUCCUCCCUGUGUGCCGUAUCUGGGGAUGUACCUCACUGAUCUGGCUUUCAUCGAGGAGGGUACACCAAACUACACGGAGGAUAACUUGGUCAACUUCUCAAAGAUGAGGAUGAUUUCCCACAUCAUCAGAGAAAUCCGGCAGUUUCAGCAAACAGCAUACAAGAUUGACUAUCAACCAAAGGCAGCACAGUAUCUCCUGGAUAACAGCUCUGUUCUGGAUGAAGAAAGCAUGUAUGAGGCCUCACUCAGAAUUGAGCCUAAGGUGCCCAACUGAUGAGGAUGGUGGUCCUCCGUGUUAUUUUCUCUGUUAAUAUUACACAUCAGUUAACAUUAACUUUUGUAUAGUUGUACAUGUUUAAAGUAUUUUCUCUUCUGUACAGUAGAUGUCUGAGGUUGUUUGAGGACACAAAACAUUAUAUAAAUAUAUAUAUACAUAUAUUUUGUUUCAAAUGCCAUGCCACCUGCUUUUAGGAUAUUUUUUUUUCAGUUAUGUUGUGGUACUUCAAGCAUAAUAACAGAGGUCACUACAGUUGUACGCAAUUGUGUCUUCUGUGUGACCAAUGACAUUAUUUUGCAUUGUCUCAUACUUUGUUGAUUUUGCACUUUGUGAGCACACAUGCUGUCCGCCAUUGUUCUCUUUGCUUGAGUUUGUUGAUGACUGAGUUACUCUGCAACCAAUGUAGCAUUGUAAAAAAGAAAAAAAAAAAAAAAACCUAAUUGCAUCAAAUCAGGUAAAAGAGCACAGAGAAUAUAACUAUAUAUAACGAAGGGGAGGUGUGUUCAUGAGAGACGACGGCAAGGUGUGUGAAGCAUAGCUGUCUCUGUGCUUUCCAAACCAAAAUAAAGGGGGAUUUAUUUCUUCAUUUGUGUCUGCCACCCUGAGAUUCAUAACAUCAACAAUGCAAAAGUGGCAAAUUCAGUGUGUCUUUUUAUUUGUUGUAAAUCAGCACUGUCCUGUCUGAGCCUGUUGUCAUAUCAACUCAGACCUCUUAGUUCAUUUAAACACGAUACCGCAAAUCUCUCUCUGAUGUAUGCAGACCAACAUACAGUGAUCCAGCACGGUUAUAUCUCAUUUGAUUGCUGUGGGGUGAUUUAAGGGGAGGGUUUGGUUGUCUGAAUUCACUGUUAUGCUCAGCAUUGUACAAUGACUGAUUCAUGACUUUUCCCUUUGUUAAAACCUUGUGUCCCUUGGUUUUAAAAUUCAUCUCAAAGUUACUCAUGAAAAAAAACGAACACAUGCAAAGACGGUACCGUGUUUUCACGUUUGGCGAUACUAGAGUAAAAGGUUGUUGCUCUUCUGUAAUUAAAAGACAAUCUGUCCUUUUUUUGCUGUUCCAGUGAUUGUGGAACGUGACUGUAUAUCACUCUGUUAUAUGCAUUGCCGUUUAAGAAUAUGAUAAAACAUAUGUGAAUGAUCUCUGCCUGCAGCAUUCAAACACUAUUUUUGUAGUAGUAUAAGAGAGAGUAAUCAGCUCUUUAUAUGAACAUGGGGAAGUAUUUUGUACUUUGUUGUUAAUUCACCUUACUGAAGUGUGCUGUACAUUUUGUACAUGCAACCCUGCAUAUUUCUCAAUGUGGAACUGUGUAAUCCU